Tetrapisispora phaffii CBS 4417 is the source of this 1089-nucleotide messenger RNA. It is a transcript of the gene RPL4A, whose product is annotated as 60S ribosomal protein uL4. Lineage: Eukaryota; Fungi; Ascomycota; Saccharomycetes; Saccharomycetales; Saccharomycetaceae. The transcript has a single exon. Gene Ontology annotation, cellular component: ribosome; cytosolic large ribosomal subunit. The record is from RefSeq and is a predicted model, not a curated record. Gene Ontology annotation, biological process: translation. Bases 1 to 1089 code for a protein of 362 amino acids. Gene Ontology annotation, molecular function: structural constituent of ribosome; RNA binding.
AUGUCUCGUCCACAAGUUACCGUUCAAUCCUUAACUGGUGAAGCUACCUCCUCAGCUUUACCAAUGCCAGCUGUCUUCUCAGCCCCAAUCCGUCCAGACUUAGUUCAAACUGUUUUCACCUCUGUUAACAAGAACAAGAGACAAUCUUACGCUGUCUCUGAGAAGGCUGGUCACCAAACUUCAGCUGAAUCCUGGGGUACCGGUAGAGCCGUCGCCAGAAUUCCAAGAGUUGGUGGUGGUGGUACCCACAGAUCCGGUCAAGCUGCUUUCGGUAACAUGUGUAGAGGUGGUAGAAUGUUCGCUCCAACCAAGACCUGGAGAAAGUGGAACGUCAAGGUUAACCACAACGAAAAACGUUACGCUACUGCUUCCGCCAUUGCUGCUUCUGCCGUCGCUUCUUUAGUUUUAGCUAGAGGUCACAGAGUCGAAAAGAUUCCAGAAAUCCCAUUAGUCGUCUCCAAGGACUUGGAAUCCGUCAAGAAGACUAAGGAUGCUAUUGCUGCCUUAAAGGCUGUCGGUGCUCAUGCUGACUUGAUCAAGGUCCUAAAGUCCAAGAAGAUCAGAGCCGGUAAGGGUAAGUACAGAAACAGAAGAUGGACUCAAAGAAGAGGUCCAUUGGUCGUUUACGCCGAAGACAACGGUAUUGUUAAAGCCUUCAGAAACGUCCCAGGUGUUGAAACCGCUAACGUCACCGCUUUGAACUUGUUGCAAUUAGCUCCAGGUGCUCAUUUAGGUAGAUUCGUUAUCUGGACCGAAGGUGCUUUUGCCAAAUUAGACCAAGUUUGGGGUUCCGAAACCGUUGCCUCUUCCAAGGCUGGUUACACUUUACCAAAGAACAUCAUCUCCACCACUGACAUCACCAGAGUUAUCAACUCUUCUGAAAUCCAAGCUGCCGUCAGACCAGCUGGCCAAGCUACUCAAAAGAGAUCUCACGUUCAAAAGAAGAACCCAUUGAAGAACAAGCAAAUCUUAUUGAGAUUAAACCCAUACGCCAAGGUCUUUGCUGCUGAAAAGAUUGGUUCCAAGAAGGCUGCCAAGUCUGCUUCUAAGCCAGCUGCUGUCUUCAAGGAAACUUUGAAGCACGAUUAA